UGAUCUCCGAGACGUCGACUUUUGAUACGCUGGAUGCAACCUGUCCGUCCGAGAGCUCCCCAAGCUCCCACCUCACAUCACAUCCCCGACUUUCCUUCCACCACAACUCUUCUCUCCGAUCUCCCUGAGACGAACCACAGGACUCAAUCGACAGUACAGAAGAUGGCGAACAGAGGCUACGAUGUCGUCGUCGACGUCGAUCAGGAGGGCGAUCUAGGCCACACCGACCUUCAAGAAGACCUCGAAUUCCACAGCUCAAACUUCGAAACCCCCUCCAACUCCCGCAACAAGAUCCAACCCGACUCCUCCACCGGCUUCCUGCCUGCCCCCAACACCUCCUCCAACUCCAACUCCAACGGCGGCGGCAGCUCGCGCAAGCACUUCCUCUGGUCCCUCUCCUUCUAUGCGCAAGCCUUCGACGUCGACACCAACGAAGUCGUGCGCCGCUGCCUCGCCGCCAUCUACCCGCGCCAGAACUUCCUCGACGUCCUCGAGGGGAACCCAGACCUCUACGGCCCCGUCUGGAUCGCCACGACCGUCGUCGUCAUCCUCUUCCUCACCGGCACAAUCUCCCAGUACCUCGCACACACGGGCCGUGACCACUUCGCAUACGACUUCAAGCUCCUGAGCGGCGGCGCGGGCCUCAUAUACGGGUACACCGGCCUCGUGCCCGUCGUCCUGUGGGCAGCGCUGAAGUGGUUCGGCAGCGAGAGCGCGAAUCUGCUGGAAUGCGCAUGCUUGUACGGCUACGCGAAUCUGAUUUGGAUUCCCGUGGCGUUGGCAUCCGUCUCGCCUAUACAAAUCCUCAACUACACCUUCGUAGCCAUCGGCUUCGCGGCAUCCACCUUCUUCCUCGUCCGCAACUUGUACCCCGUGCUCUCGGCCACCGAGAAGCAGGUCUCCAAGAUCCUGCUCGUCGUCGUCGUCGCGCUGCACGCGGGCCUCGCCAUCGCGAUCAAGAUCCUCUUCUUCGCUGCCACGAGCCCCGUUGGGCCCAAGGACGGGGGGGACGGCAAGGGGAAGGAGGAGGCCGCGAGGAUGGUCGCUAGGAUGGUCUUCAGGGCUUAAGGCGCCCUUUUCUCUCUUCUUUUCCCCUUUGCCUUUGAUUUUUUAUUUGGUUGGGUAGACGGAAAAGCUCUACGCAAGGGUAGCGUACCGUAUCGCACCGUAGUGAAAAGGCGAUAUCAAAUCUUCAUUCAGCGACGUGCAGUGCAGUGCAGUGGGAAGAAGGAAAUUCAUGUAGACUUCAUAGUUAUAUACCUAAGUACCCAAGUACCAUUAUC
Aaosphaeria arxii CBS 175.79 is the source of this 1283-nucleotide messenger RNA. Its product is annotated as Yip1-domain-containing protein. Gene Ontology annotation, cellular component: Golgi apparatus; membrane. The record is from RefSeq and is a predicted model, not a curated record. Bases 34 to 1068 code for a protein of 344 amino acids. Gene Ontology annotation, molecular function: small GTPase binding. Lineage: Eukaryota; Fungi; Ascomycota; Dothideomycetes; Pleosporales. The transcript has 4 exons. Gene Ontology annotation, biological process: vesicle-mediated transport.